CUUUCUUCCCUUUCCCUAAAUAGUCUUAUAUAUUUAACGAAUCCAAAAGUGGUGCCAGUUUCACCAAACAAGGAGUAGAUGAGCCUGUUCAACUGAGAACAAAGCAAAAAAUCAUGGUUCAUUAAACUCACUCCAUUAAGAAACAGUGAGAUUGUCUCCCGAGGUAUUUCCAGUUUAUAAAUCUCAAUUUCUCUUUAAAGGGUUUGAUUGUUCCACUUAUAGCAAAUUUAAACGUUAUGGCAUCAACUCAUACGAGUUCUCACACAGAAGCAGCCAAAAUGGAACAAGUUAUCACUGAAUUCUUCUAUGAGAGUCUUUUUAUAAUUCUUGAAUCGAGGUCUCCUUUUGUGUCAUCGCGUAAUUAUAGCGGGGAACAAACUGUGUCGUCUCCAUCUUCAUCCUCAUCCUCUUCAUCUAGUGUGAGACCAAGAGAUAAAUGGUUCAAUUUAGCUCUUAGGGAGUGCCCUUCAGCGCUAGAAAAUCUUGACCUUUGUCGGCAGAGUAAUUUUGAGUCUGUAGUUGUUGAUGUUAUAUUGGAGCAGAAGCCUCUUGAUUGGGGACCUGCAAGUUUUUCUCCCAAGAGGGAUCUUUUUGGGAAUUUGUCUUCUAAAGAUAAGAAUUCGCUUUUCUGGAAUUCUGAUCAAGAAGAAUCAGGCAGGGAGAUAAAAAGUGAAAAGAUUAUAGAAAGAUGGUUGGUGCUGCACGAAAGUAGAAAGGGUCGGGAUUGUAAUUUAGGGAAUAGAAGGUCAAGUUGUUAUAGUUUGAGUGCAUUAUAUAAGAAAUUGAUAUUGUUGUGGAGGUCCUUAUAUGUGACUGUGAGGCUUUUACCUGCUUACAACAUUUUUCGUGAUCUCAAUUCAUCUGGUCAAAUCUGUGCCUUUAAGCUUGUUCCUAGGGUAUACUCUUUUGUUGAACCCUUGACUCGUAAAGAAGAGGUUGAUAUGCAGCGAUUUUGGUUUACCCCUGUGGACACAUCUUGCGGUAGGCUUUGUGUUUCUGUUUUGUACUAUUCAUCAAUCUCAGAUACAAGCUCAGAAUCGUCAACCCCUAUGUCCCCUCAAUUUAUACCAAAUUAUGUUGGAAGCCCAUUGGCAGACCCAUUGAGGAGAUUUCCAUCACUUCCUAUUUCACAUGGCUCUCCAUCAUCUUUACCAUUUUCAAGAAGGCAUGGUUGGAGUUAUGACCAUUACAAGGCUUCACCACCUUUGGUUUCUUUCUCACCAUCACCAACACAUUCGGAGUCACACGCUUUGGUUAUGAACUUAGAUGAGUAUUGUCCUUCCCCCAAUUUCUCUGCUUCCCCUUCCCCAUCACCAUCACUCCCCAUCCACAUACCCAGAUCUCAUUUAUCAGAAGCUCUUUUACGCCCUGAAAGUGCUCCUGUUGACAUACCGGGUCCUAAGGUUGCUAAUUCCCCUGCAUUGUCUGACAAGCACAAGUUGCCACCAUCACCUCCCCUUAAAAUUACAAGAACUGGUACUUCUAGGACCGAUAAUUUUAGGGUACCUGCUAAAACUGGUGCAACAAUUGAGAAGCUGUUCUCUUUUGAGAAAGAAGACCGUCGAAAAUAUUCUGGAGUGAAGAUAUCUUCCUGCGGUUCACCACGAAUUUCAUGUUCUAGAAGUUCCAGUAGGUCUUUUCAAGAUGAUUUUGAUGACUCUGAGUUUCCUUGCCCAUUUGAUGUGGAGGAUGAUGAAAUGACGAAUCCUGGUAGCAGAGUUGAGUCUUACGAUAAAAGAGAGCAUCCAUCCGAUAUAAAUGAAGCUGGGUUGUUCGUGAAUAGAAAAUCCCAAGAUGCUGCAGUUGGUGCUCUUGUCCGUAUGCUGAAAAAAGCCCCUCCUCUCUGCCAGGACAUCUCCCUUAAUUUUUCAGAAGCCUCAAGGCCAGAAAUGUGGAGCAACAGCAUCCAAAAGCAGAGUCAGAUCUCAGAAGCUGCGACUGUUGAACAUGCUGCUGCUUUGAGCAGUGCAUCUUCGAGGCUUGUUGCAUCAAAGACAGCUGCUGAUGCAUUAGAGGAACUUCGGGGUUACAAAGUGAUGAAAAACCUGUUGCUUAGUGAAGGGGGUAAGGCUUACACAUCUGCAAAUGUAUAAGCUAUAUAUUGAGAGAGAGAGACACAGCAAUAUAUAUCUCUAUGCUUAGCUUAUUUGAAUUUCAGGUGCAAUGUGUAUGCUUAGUGCUCUGCUCCAAGCUAGGAAGUGCAAUUGCCUAUCAGAUUUUAAAAAUA
Messenger RNA from Hibiscus syriacus, 2227 nucleotides. Its product is annotated as autophagy-related protein 13b-like. Gene Ontology annotation, biological process: protein localization to phagophore assembly site; mitophagy; autophagosome assembly. The record is from RefSeq and is a predicted model, not a curated record. Bases 237 to 2093 code for a protein of 618 amino acids. NCBI's taxonomy places the organism in Eukaryota, Viridiplantae, Streptophyta, Magnoliopsida, Malvales, Malvaceae. Gene Ontology annotation, cellular component: Atg1/ULK1 kinase complex; extrinsic component of membrane; phagophore assembly site. The transcript is spliced from 4 exons.